AUGAAUCCCAAGCAUGUUACAUAUCCAAUGAGGUUCAGCUCGGACGACAAGCACCUGAAGCCAAUCUUCGGCGAGGAAGGGUUGUCCAUACUCCGAGACGACAUGCAUAUGGAGUGCUCCCCUUACUGGUACCGUUUCUUCGCCAAGAAAUUUCCAUCACAUCCUUGGCCUCUCACAAUCAACGGGCGUCCUUUUACAAUAGCAUCCGAUGCUAGAGAAGACCUGCCCCUCACGCCUAUCGAGGCCAAGUGUCACGAAAGGACCCGGGGAAGGACCUCUCUCUUCCAACAUAUCGAGCCUCAAGGACCAAACAAAGAAAUCUUUGUUGGAAACCAGAACUUCGAUAUUUGCGUAAACAUCGAUGCACGCCAAGAUCCUUUCCCGGAGACCUCGCUGCGAGCGGUGGUUCAAGAUAUCGUGAUUAUCUUGGCAAAGGAAAUCGAUUUGAGAUCGAAGGCGAGCCGACUUCCUGGCUACAUUGCUUGUUGUGAAGUUGUUUAUACCGGAGUGGACGAUACUAGUGACGAACCAUGGUCUCGUUGGGGCUCAAGACAGUUCACCGGAUAUCCGUGGCCUGGUCAGGCCAGCGAACUACCCCUAUACCCUGGAAUGAAGCUUUGUGGCUCCAAAGGCCCUGAGAGAGGCAAAAGGGAAGGGAAUAUACCACGCGUUGCAGCAACUGUAUCGAGUGGCGUGCUCCUCAAGAACCAAAUAGGCCAGCAUUUGAUGACCACGGCAGCGCGUAUUGUUCGCCCAGGGGAUGAGGUACGGAUAAGAGAAUUCUUCUUAGAAAACAUAAUUGGAAAGGCUGCAGAUGUGAUCCCUGGUACAGAUGUCGCUCUGGUAGAGCUGGACGACGAUAUCAGUUUCAAGAACCAGCAUGGGACUAUGCCAUUUACACGGCUAUUGGGCGAGGACCUAAAUGAUGCGCUUCCCUGGAACUCCCUUGUCAGUCCCGCUACCUGCUGGCCUCCUUUUACAGAAGGUAUAAUCGUCGCAAAGUCCGUCAGAGUCGUGCGUAAUCCUACCACCACUCACUAUCGGGUCUAUCAUUGGGCUUGGACUGGGCAACUGGAGGAUGAAGAACGCCCGAACCCUGCGCUGGCAGACAAGAUGACUGGAGCUGCUGCAGUGAGCGAGACUGGCGUUGUGACAGGGUUCCUUCAUUCCAAAAAAACGUGGUCUGUGGGCAGGCUAUUCAGUCGUCUUGAGUGCAAAUGA
Messenger RNA from Fusarium redolens, 1221 nucleotides. RefSeq lists its product as uncharacterized. The coding region runs from base 1 to 1221 and encodes 406 amino acids. The transcript is spliced from 2 exons. The record is from RefSeq and is a predicted model, not a curated record. Lineage: Eukaryota; Fungi; Ascomycota; Sordariomycetes; Hypocreales; Nectriaceae.